UUACUAUUGCUUCCUACCCCGGGAGGCUUGAUGAAAAUGUGGACUACACAAACCUAGAUUGUAAACAUUGGACUAUCGUGCAUUACUUCGAUCGUUUGUACAUCUAGAUUUAGAUACUUUCACUAAGAUCUAGACAUAGAUCUACCUCGAGCCUAAUUAUGGCUCUACCUCCUGAAAAAAUAAACGAAUUGAAACAAAUUAUUCACUCCCAAAUAUCACAGAUGGAUAUUCAAAACCAAAUCCGCGGAGUUGUUUCAAAGAUGGUGCCUGACAAAGCUGGAAUAAGUAAUGGUGUAAAUGAAGCUGAUGUCAUGAAUCAGCUUCGACAACAGGGUGUAGUGGAUGAAAUCAUGAGACAUCUACAAAUGAACGGCAAUCAGAAUGGGAAACCAGCAACUCACUUUACAGAUGGAACCAAUCAUUUAAACAAUCCUUUGGCCAAAAAAGCCAAUAUAGAUCCCACAAGACGCUACCUCUAUCUUCUGGUUAAUGGUGGUAGAGCUUUCUUAGAGCAUUUAGAAGAUCCUGAAGCUUUACCUGGACAGAAAGUCUCUGCAUAUUUCACACUUCAUAUUUACUUCAGAAAUCAAAGGUUCAGGUCUCGCCCAGUUCCUUGUGCAGUGGAGCCUGAAUUUGAUGAAGGAUUUUUGUUAGAGCUUCACAAAGAAAGUGCAGGUGAAGCAGGGAAAAUAAUUGACAUUACUUCUAUGCUAUCUGUCAGUGAUCCUAUACACUUGGUUCUGAUCAAAACUGAUGCUGUAGGGGACACCACUCUGGUGUCUUCUCACUUUUUGGAGUGGAGGCCCUUGUUAACAUCCAAACAGGGUCUCAUACGACUGAGCCUGGAAGUUCUUGGCACAGGCAAUGAAUCCAGGGUGCCAGUGGGUGUUCUGGACUUACAGCUGGAGAUGUUUCCCAAGUCAGCUCAGAGUAUCGAAGAAAAUGCUGUCCGAGCUCAGCUGGAAAUGGAAAAAAGUCGCCAGGCAGACAAAGAGCGGUUGUUUCUGGUGUAUGCCAAGCAGUGGUGGAAGGAGUACCUGCAGAUUCGUGAGUCACACCAGGAUAGAUUGGUCAAACUGUUUGCUCAGGAUGAAAACGGUGUCAAACGGCCAGUGUCAAGUUACGUAAAGCCAUUAAGAGCUGGCCGUCUUUUAGACACACCAAGAGAGGCAGCUCGAUUUGUCUCUCUUAUGCAUCAUGAGAAAGUACAGGCGCUUGGUGGUGGCGGCAGAGUGGAGCAGUGGACUAGCACACAUGCUUUCCUUUGUCGCAAUCGUGGAGACUGUGAAGACCACACCAUUUUACUGUGCAGCCUGCUUUUAGGCUUUGGACUGAAUGCUUAUGUGUGUGUUGGUACAAAGCUCAAAGGUUCUGUUCACACUUGGGUGAUGACUAUCAGUGCUGAUGGGGCCAUCACAUUCUGGGAAAGUUUGAAUGGUCAUAGAUUCCUCCAUGUGCCAAUCAACCCUAAUGCACCUCCACUGGACAAGUUAAGCAGACCUAAUUACCCAUACAAAACUGUAGGGUGUGUAUUCAAUCACCAGUCUUUCUAUGCUAACAGUCAGCCUUCAGAUUCAGUUGAGGUAUGUCAUUUUGACCUGGCCAAUGAGGCCCACUGGAAAUCAAUGUCCAGUGAUGCUAUCAUAUCAGUCUGUGGGGCUGGGGCAUGCCCCACCUGGCCCAUACCACCUCCCCUCAGCCCUUCCACCCUUGACCCCAUCCUACUAAGUAACGAUUUGGAGCAACAGCUGAGAGUUCUUGUCAUGGAGCAUAGAAGGGAUCAGGGUCUAACAACAGCCUGGGAUGACCAGCUCAGCUACAUCCUCACGCCAGCUUUGGCUGCAUAUGAAACAGAACGUCUUACAGGUAUUACAGCAGGCAAUGAGGAGUUCCAGGACGCUGUAAGACUAUCAGUGCCAGAAGGCCAAACUUUCAAAGGCUACCCUAUCCAGUUUUCUCACAGAAAUGCCAGGAAGGCCUUUGUAACCUGUCUCAGGUCACCAGUUUGUGAUGAAAUAAUCAACUGCCGAGGUGAUCAGGUAAAGCUGGGUGUCAGGGUCAAGGUCUACGCCUACCCAGAGUCUGCUUGUGCGACGUGGAUCAUGUUUGCCUGCAAGUACAAGUCUAUCGUGUAGUAUUUGUUGAAAUCUUUAUUAUCAGUGAAAGAACUGGGACAAAUGUUGGUAGAAAAAUGAGGUACUUCUACUUUUAAUAUUUCAUUACAAUCAUGCUCAGUGGGCUUGUGGCUUGUGUGAAUGAUGUGUGCAAAAUGGAAACUGCUUUGGAAAAUGGUUUUGAAGAUAUAUAUUGAUGUCUUGUUAAAGUACUUAAAGAAAUAUUUUUUUUUGUGAUAUAAUGGUCUUAAUAUCUAUGCAAAACUUUUUUUUUAUUGACCUUAAAUUAAGAAUUUUUUUUUUUAUAUGUAAAUUUACAAAAGUCAUGUUAGCUAGAAAUAACCUUUAAAAUUUGUUUUAUAGCUAUAUUUUGUUAAGAUCUAUAGCCAUAUUUCUUUUUGUUACUAUAAUUUUUACAUCUAGAAUCAAACAUGGUGUAGAAAAGUAGUUAAAAGGUCGGUGAAAUACUUUAAAAAAUAACACUAUCAUGUUUACUUAACUUCAGUAUUUGCUAGUAUGAAUGUUCUGCCAUCUGUGUUACCUUUAAAAUAUUUGCUUUGAGAGGGAUGUUAUGAGAAUAACAUGUUUGUUACUACAGCAAACAUUCUAGAACUGCAUGCUGGACAUUUUCUGAACUGCUCCCCAGGCAAGUUUGUGACACAUAUUUACUAUCUUCCAGAUAAUGAUCUGCUCUCUUCCAAGUUUAAACUAAUUGGCAAUUCUUUGUAACAGAGUAUAUAUUUGUUUGUCUUUUUUUAUUUUUUUAAUCUAAUGAUUUGGUCAAGUCGACCAUUCAUGACUUCCUUUCAGUUCUGUCUCUCUUUUAAAGGCAUUUGUCUUUUUGCUUAAGUCUGCAGCUGAUUUUUUUCAAAAAUUUUGCAAAUAUUUCUUUUGAUUUUUGUUCUCAUCCCUUUUGGUUUCAUUUCUAUGAAGUCUUUCUAGGCUUUGAUCCCAGUCUUAAAAGACAAAUCUUAAAUAUAAAAUGAUUUUGUGUUGGUACGAUUGUUAACAUAGGUAUUUUUUUUUAUGGAAACAUAAUUAAAUUGUUUGCUCAUUUCACUAUAAAUAAUCGUUUUAAAAGAAGAUGCUUCUAGAAAACAUUCCUUUUCACUUUCAUGCUUCCAUAUGUGUAAAUCAUUUGUCAAGAAAUUUGUUUCUCACAUCAAUGUAUAUAGUUAGCAGGCAAUCCUCUUGUUCGGUAACACAAUAAAAAUGUCACUAGUUUGAAUGAUAUUGUGUUGUAAGUGCCAUAUAUAAAUAUUUGUAAGCUUGUUCCUUCUUUUCUAAAACUAGACGUUAUGUUGUUUUUUGAUAGCUCCAGACUUGUGUAUGAUCUGAUAGUCAGGAAUGUGCAUUAUAUGAUAGCCAGGAAUGUGUAUGAUCUGAUAGCUAGAAAUGUGUAUGAUCUGAUAGCUAGGAAUGUGAAUGAUCUGAUAGCUAGAAAUGUGUAUGAUCUGAUAGCUAGAAAUGUGUAUGAUCUGAUAGCUAGGAAUGUGAAUGAUCUGACAGCUAGAAAUGUGUAUGAUCUGAUAGCUAGGAAUGUGCAUUAUAUGAUAGCCAGGAAUGUGUAUGAUCUGAUAGCUAGGAAUGUGCAUUAUAUGAUAGCCAGGAAUGUGUAUGAUCUGAUAGCACCACAUAAAGUGUGGUACUAUAGUCACCAUGUUUGACUAUAUUAAGAUAUGUUAGCACCAUUUACAUUAGGAUAUGUUAGCACCAUGUACAUGUAGGAUAUGUCAGGAUAUGUAAGCACAAUGUACAUGUAGGAUAUGUCAGGAUAUGUAAGCACAAUGUACAUGUAGGAUAUGUCAGGAUAUGUAAGCACAAUGUACAUGUAGGAUAUGUCAGGAUAUGUAAGCACAAUGUACAUGUAGGAUAUGUUAGCACCAUAUACAUGUAGGAUAUGUCAGGAUAUGUAAGCACAAUGUACAUGUAGGAUAUGUUAGCACCAUGUACAUGUAGGAUAUGUAAGCACCAUGUACAUGUAGGAUAUGUCAGGAUAUGUAAGGACCAUGUACAUGUAGGAUAUGUCAGGAUAUGUUAGCACCAUGUACAUGUAGGAUAUGUUAGCACCAUGUACAUGUAGGAUAUGUUAGCACCAUGUACAUGUAGGAUAUGUCAGGAUAUGUAAGCACAAUGUACAUGUAGGAUAUGUAAGCACAAUGUACAUGUAGGAUAUGUAAGUACAAUGUACAUGUAGGAUAUGUAAGCACAAUGUACAUGUAGGAUAUGUAUGCACAAUGUACAUGUAGGAUAUGUUAGCACCAUGUACAUGUAGGAUAUGUCAGGAUAUGUAAGCACCAUGUACAUGUAGGAUAUGUCAGGAUAUGUAAGCACAAUGUACAUGUAGGAUAUGUUAGCACCAUGUACAUGUAGGUUAUGUAAGAACCCAUGUACAUGUAAGAUGUUAACAUCAUGUACAUGUCAGAUAUGCUUAGACCAUGGACAUGUUGGACAUGUUAGCACCUUGUACAUGUUAAUGUUUGAACCUUGUACAUGUAAGAUAAGUCAGGAACAUGUACACAUAGGACAUGAAUAGCACCAUGUACAGGAAUGAUAGAAAAGAGGAAACAAGUUUUGACAUUACUAUUUUCUACAUUUCAUAGUUUGUUUCAUAGGCAUGAUAUUUUUAGGUUUUUGUUUUUUAAACUUUGCCAUAAUUUGACUUGAAAAUAUGAUGAAUAUAUAUGUCAGGGUUUAUGUGAUAGACAACUUGAGAUUUCCAGAAAUGUAUUUUUAUAAACUUAGUGUUGAUAACCUGGUGAAUGCCUUUGGUUGCAUAUCUCUCUAUAGAAUGGUCAUAGAUUAGUUAGUAGAGUUGUAAGGACUAUGGACAUUUAUACAUCUCUUAAUAGUUUUUUUCUUUUUACCUUGUCAUAAAUACUAAUAGUAAAGUUAUAACUUU
Messenger RNA from Biomphalaria glabrata, 5016 nucleotides. RefSeq names its product centrosomal protein of 76 kDa-like. The transcript is spliced from 12 exons. The coding region runs from base 159 to 2135 and encodes 658 amino acids. Lineage: Eukaryota; Metazoa; Mollusca; Gastropoda; Planorbidae. The record is from RefSeq and is a predicted model, not a curated record.